AUGGAUGCAAUAAAAGAAUUGUCGUCAGUUUCAGAAGAUAAUUUUAUUCAACUACUACGAAAUAUUCUUGAUGAAUAUUUUCAUCGUCAUUCAUCAUUCAAAACAACAAUUAAUGCAGAUUCACAAAUUCGUUUGCAACUUGAACAACUUCUUCGAAGUACAAAUCCAUCAUCAGACAAAAUAAACACAAAUGAUUUACCUGAACAUUUGCAAAAGAUUUAUUUAAACUUUGUAAACGACUAUCGACAUGAUAUCGAACGAUACCAUGUUCAUCAGGCUAGUCAAUACAUGGAAGAAUAUCGUUUGAAAAAUUUUGAUUGGAAUAUUCGAAUUGCUCUUCACGAUGAACAUUUAUUUAAAUGUCGUCUACCGCUUGUUAAUCUGGAAUUAGAAUUAACAAACGAAAAGAAUUCAAAAGAUAUUUUACUUGAACUUGAUGAACAAGAGUUAAACAAAUUAAUUGAUGAAAUGGUGAAAAUCGAUCAAACUAUGAACAACAACGACGUUCUUUUGUCACAAUGA
Molecule: messenger RNA, 522 nt
Organism: Rotaria socialis
Lineage: Eukaryota; Metazoa; Rotifera; Eurotatoria; Philodinida; Philodinidae
Source: the annotation of a GenBank genome assembly